AUGGACGUGGAAGUGGACGUGGACAUGGACGUGGACGUAGACGUGGACGUGGACGUGGACAUGGACGUGGACGUAGACGUGGACGUGGACGUGGACGUGGACGUGGACGUAGACAUGGACGUGGACCUGGACAUGGACAUGGACGUCGACGUAGACAUGGACGUGGACGUGGACGUGGACAUGGACUUGGACAUGGACGUGGACGUGGACGUGGACGUGGACGUGGACGUGGACGAAGACAUGGACGUGGACGUGGACGUGGACAUAGACGUGGACGUGGACGAAGACGUGGACAGGGACGUGGACGUGGACGUGGACGUGGACGUGGACGUGGACGUGGACAUGGACGUGGACGUGGACGUCGACAUGGACGUGGACGUGGACGUGGACGUGGACAUGGACGUGGACGUGGACGUCGACAUGGACAUGGACGUGGACGUGGACAUGGAGGUGGACGUGGACACGGACGUGGACGUGGACGUGGAGGUGGACAUGGAAAUGGACGUGGACGUGGACGUGGACGUGGACGUGGACAUGGACGUGGACGUGGACGUGGACAUGGACGUGGACGUGGGCGUGGACGUGGAGGACUUGGACGUGGGCGUGGACGUGGAGGACUUGGACGUGGACGUGGACGUGGACGUGGACGUCGACGUGGACGUGGACAUGGACGUGGAUGUGGACGUCGACGUGGACGUGGACAUGGACGUGGACGUGGACGUGGACGUGGACGUGGACAUGGACGUGGACGUGGACGUGGACGUGGACAUGGACCCGGACGUGAACGUGGACGUGGACGUGGACCUGGACGUUGACGUGGACGUGGACGUGGACGUGGACGUGGACGUGGACAUGGACCCGGACGUGGACGUGGACGUGGACGUGGACCCGGACGUUGACGUGGACGUGGACGUGGACAUGGACGUUGACGUGGACAUGGACAUGGAAAUGGACGUGGACGUGGACAUGGACGUGGACGUGGACGUGGACGUGGACAUGGACGUGGACGUGGACGUGGACAUAGACGUGGACGUGGACAUGGACGUGGACGUGGACAUGGACGUGGACAUGGACGUGGACGUGGACGUGGACGUGGACGUGGACGUGGACAUGGACGUGGACAUGGGCGUGGACGUGGACGUGGACGUGGACGUGGACAUGGACGUGGACAUGGACGUGGACAUGGACAUGGACGUGGACAUGGACGUGGACGUGGACAUGGACGUGGAUGUGGACAUGGACGUGGACAUGGACGUGGACGUGGACAUGGACGUGGACGUGGACGUGAACAUGGACGUGGACGUGGAUGUGGACUUGGACAUGGACAUGGACGUGGACGUGGACGUGGACGUGGAGGACUUGGACGUGGACAUGGACGUGGACGUGGACGUGGACAUGGACGUGGACGUGGACGUGGACGUGGACGUGGACGUGGACGUGGACAUGGACGUGGACGUGGACGUGGACGUGGACGUGGAGGAACAUGGACGUGGACGUGGACGUGGACGUGGACGUGGUCGUGGACGUGGACAUGGACGUGGACGUGGACGUGGACAUGGACGUGGACGUGGACGUGGACGUGGACAUGGACAUGGUCGUGGACGUGGACGUGGACGUGGACGUGGACGUGGACCUGGACGUAGACGUGGACGUGGACGUGGACGUGGACGUGGACCUGGACCUGGACGUAGACGUGGACGUGGACGUGGACGUGGACGUGGACGUGGACGUGGACAUGGACGUGGACGUGGACGUGGACAUGGACGUGGACGUGGACGUGGACAUGGACGACGUGGACGUGGACGUGGACAUGGACGUGGACGUAGACGUGGACGUGGACGUGGACGUGGACUUGGACUUGGACGUGGACGUGGAUACGUUGACGUGGACGUGGACGUGGACGUGGACGAAGACAUCGUGGACGUGGACGUGGACGUGGACGUGGACGAAGACAUGGUUGUGGACGUGGACGUGGAUGUGGACAUGGACGUAGACGUGGACGUGGACGUGGACGUGGAAGUGGACAUGGACGUGGAAGUGGACGUGGACAUGGACGUGGACGUAGACGUGGACGUGGACGUGGACAUGGACGUGGACGUAGACGUGGACGUGGACGUGGACGUGGACGUGGACGUAGACAUGGACGUGGACCUGGACAUGGACAUGGACGUGGACGUAGACAUGGACGUGGACGUGGACGUGGACAUGGACGUGGACAUGGACGUGGACGUGGACGUGGACGUGGACGUGGACGUGGACGAAGACAUGGACGUGGACGUGGACGUGGACAUAGACGUGGACGUGGACGAAGACGUGGACAGGGACGUGGACGUGGACGUGGACGUGGACGUGGACGUGGACGUGGACAUGGACGUGGACGUGGACGUCGACAUGGACGUGGACGUGGACGUGGACGUGGACGUGGACAUGGACGUGGACGUGGACGUCGACAUGGACAUGGACGUGGACGUGGACAUGGAGGUGGACGUGGACACGGACGUGGACGUAGACGUGGAGGUGGACAUGGACAUGGACGUGGACGUGGACGUGGACGUGGACGUGGACAUGGACGUGGACGUGGACGUGGACGUGGACAUGGACGUGGACGUGGGCGUGGACGUGGAGGACUUGGACGUGGGCGUGGACGUGGAGGACUUGGACGUGGACGUGGACGUGGACGUGGACGUCGACGUGGACGUGGACAUGGACGUGGAUGUGGACGUCGACGUUGACGUGGACAUGGACGUGGACGUGGACGUGGACGUGGACGUGGACAUGGACGUGGACGUGGACGUGGACGUGGACAUGGACCCGGACGUGAACGUGGACGUGGACGUGGACCUGGACGUUGACGUGGACGUGGACGUGGACGUGGACGUGGACAUGGACCCGGACGUGGACGUGGACGUGGACGUGGACCCGGACGUUGACGUGGACGUGGACGUGGACAUGGACGUUGACGUGGACAUGGACAUGGACAUGGACGUGGACGUGGACAUGGACGUGGACGUGGACGUGGACGUGGACAUGGACGUGGACGUGGACGUGGACAUAGACGUGGACGUGGACAUGGACGUGGACGUGGACAUGGACGUGGACAUGGACGUGGACGUGGACGUGGACGUGGACGUGGACAUGGACGUGGACAUGGGCGUGGACGUGGACGUGGACGUGGACGUGGACAUGGACGUGGACAUGGACGUGGACAUGGACAUGGACGUGGACAUGGACGUGGACGUGGACAUGGACGUGGAUGUGGACAUGGACGUGGACAUGGACGUGGACGUGGACAUGGACGUGGACGUGGACGUGAACAUGGACGUGGACGUGGAUGUGGACUUGGACAUGGACAUGGACGUGGACGUGGACGUGGACGUGGAGGACUUGGACGUGGACAUGGACGUGGACGUGGACGUGGACAUGGACGUGGACGUGGACGUGGACGUGGACGUGGACAUGGACGUGGACGUGGACGUGGACGUGGACGUGGAGGAACAUGGACGUGGACGUGGACGUGGACGUGGUCGUGGACGUGGACAUGGACGUGGACGUGGACGUGGACGUGGACAUGGACGUGGACGUGGACGUGGACGUGGACAUGGACAUGGUCGUGGACGUGGACACGUGGACGUGGACGUGGACGUGGACGUGGACGUGGACGUGGACGUGGACUUGGACGUGGACGUGGACGUGGACGUGGACGUGGACGUGGACUUGGACGUAGACAUGGACGUGGACAUGGACGUGGACGUGGAUGUGGACAUGGACGUGUACAUGGAUGUGGACGUGGACGUGGACGUGGACGUGGAGGACUUGGACGUGGACAUGGACGUGGACGUGGACGUGGUCGAGGACGUGGACGUGGACGUCGACAUGGACGUGGACGUGGACGUGGCAGUGGACGUGGACGUGGACCUGGACAUGGACGUGGACGUGGACGUGGACUUAAACAUGGACAUGAUCGUGGACGUGGACGUGGACGUGGACGUGGACAUGGACGUGGACAUGGACGUGGACGUGGACGUGGAAGUGGACGUGGACGUGGACGUGGACGUGGAAGUGGACGUGGACGUGGACCUGGACAUGGACGUGGACGUGGACGUGGACGUGGACGUGGACCUAGACGUGGACAUGGACGUGGACGUGGACGUGGAUGUGGACAUGGACGUGGACGAGGACGUGGACGUGGACAUGGACGUGGACGUGGACAUGGACGUGGACAUCGACAUGGACGUGGACGUGGACGUGGACAUGGACGUGGACGUGGACGUAGACGUGGACAUGGACGUGGACGUGGACGUGGACGUGGACGUGAUCGUGGACGUAGACGUGGACAUGGAUGUGGACGUGGACGUGGACGUGGACGUGGACGUGGACGUGGACGUCGACAUGGACGUGGACGUGGACGUGGACGUGGACGUGGACAUGGACGUGGACGUAGACGUGGACGUGGAGGUGGACGUGGACGUGGACGUGGACGUGGACGUGGACGUGGACUUGGACGUGGACACGUGGACGAAGACAUUGUGGACGUGGACGUGGACGUGGACGAAGACAUGGUUGUGGACGUGGACGUGGAUGUGGACAUGGACGUAG
Closterium sp. NIES-65 is the source of this 4596-nucleotide messenger RNA. NCBI's taxonomy places the organism in Eukaryota, Viridiplantae, Streptophyta, Zygnematophyceae, Desmidiales, Closteriaceae. The record is from the annotation of a GenBank genome assembly.